GACGCAUCAUCUGUGCAGUGGUGGAAACAAUAUCUCCUGGUUGCAGUCCGACAGCGCAGCAAGCAGCAUUUCCACUUUGUCUCAGAAACUGCUGUUUUUGUGACGAGGCGAUGUGGAUUUACAAGCUACUUUUCGGACUCUUCGUCAUUUCUUGUUCUGAGGGGAGGAGAAAUGCGCUCCAGGACUACCAGACUGAUGGUAUCCGACUGGUUGCCGUGUCUGCUGAUUCCUCCCACAUGACCAAAAGCAAGAAGCUGAGUAUGGCCAAGUGUGCCAAAGCCUGCAGCCGCAACAGAAGACUCCCCUUCACCUGCAGAGCAUUCCUCUAUGAUCAUAAAAACAGGAAAUGCCAGUGGCUGUCGUUCGACUGGAACUCAACAGGCGCUCAGAUCCAACCGGACUUCAACUACCAACUCUAUCAAAAGAAAGACUAUGUUAGGGAGUGCAUUGUGGGUACAGGUCAGAGCUACAGGGGGCAGAGGUCGGUGACAAUGAGUGGGAUCCUGUGCCAGGCCUGGGCCUCUCCCAUUCCUCAUGAACACAAAUUCAUGUCUAAGAGGUUCAGGAAGAAGGAUCUCCGAGAAAACUACUGUCGCAACCCAGACAACUCCACUGUUGGUCCAUGGUGCUUUACCACUGAUCCUCGACCACACCUCAGACACCAGGAGUGUGGCAUACCACAGUGUUCACAAGUUGAGUGUGUGAACUGUAAUGGGGAAGAUUACAGAGGACCUAUGGACCACACAGAAAGUGGAAAGGAAUGCCAGCGCUGGGACCUGGAUGUACCACACAAACACCUGUACCACCCUAAGAGGUACCCUGACAAGGGACUGGAUGAUAACUAUUGUAGGAACCCAGAUGGACGCCACAGACCCUGGUGCUUUACCACGGACCUAAACACACCCUGGGAGUACUGCAACAUCAAAGUUUGUGCAACACCUCAUAAAAGCAAUGAGGUGGAAACAACUGAGUGUUACCAGGGCAGAGGAGAAGGUUAUAGGGGGACAGUAGAUGUGUUGCCCACCGGACUCACCUGCCAGCGCUGGGACUCUCAGUAUCCCCAUAACCACACAUUCAUACCACAAGCCUACCCUUGCAAGGACCUGCGAGAAAACUACUGUCGGAAUCCAGAUGGCCAAGAAUUCCCCUGGUGUUUCACUACAGACCCAAGAGUCCGCACAAUGUUCUGCACCAACAUCCCUCAGUGCGGCACCCAAAACAAGCCCGCCAGUGACUGCUAUGUCAACAUUGGAGAGAAUUACCAAGGAGAGCAGUCAAAGACUAGAUCAAAACUGCCCUGUGCUCCCUGGAGAGACCACAGCAACAGUGGCGAGAGGGGCAUGCUGGUGCCUGGCCUGGAGGGAAGCUACUGCAGAAACCCGGAUAAAGACAAGCAUGGUCCCUGGUGUUACACCAACAACUCUGCCAUUUCCUGGGACUACUGCGAUGUAAAACCAUGUGAUGCUUCACAGAACACCAUUCCACUGGAUGGGCCGCCCUUUGUAGUGUGUUAUGUCCAUAAGAGAACCAGGAUUGUUGGGGGUGGUCCGGUGGGCAUAUCAGACGGUAGCUGGAUGGUCAGCAUACAGAAAGGGUCAGUGCACUGGUGCGGGGGUUCACUAAUACGAGAUGAGUGGGUACUCACAGACAGACAGUGCUUCUCCUCAUGUGUUCCAGACCUCAGUGAGUAUCGGGUAUGGCUGGGAGUCUCAGAUAUUCGAGAGGGCGCUCCUGACUGGUCCAAGAGACAGGAAGUCAGCAUAGCUCAUGUGAUAUGUGGUCCUGAGGGCUCCAGUUUAGCCCUCAUAAGGCUGUCUAAGCCUGCCCUUCCUGCAGACAGUGUCCAUACAAUUCAGUUACCGGUAGAUGGAUGCUCCAUCCCAGAAGGAACAACAUGUAAAAUGUAUGGAUGGGGAGAGACCAAAGGCACUGGCCAUGAUGACAUACUGAAGGCGGUCAACCUGCCCAUUGUCAGUAAUGAGAAGUGUAGAGAGAUGCACAGAGGGAACCUCCACAUCACCAACACCAAGAUCUGUGCAGGAGGCAAGAGGAAUGAGGGAGUAUGUGAGAGGGAUUAUGGUGGCCCUCUUGUGUGUCAGGAUGGUGACAUCAGGGUUAUUGUGGGAGUGAGUGUCCAUGGCAGAGGCUGUGCUCGGGCCAACCAGCCUGGCAUCUUCAUCAAUGUGCCCUUCUACACACAGUGGAUCUACAAGGUCUUCAAAUAUUACCCCAACCCUCAAAUCGUCUAGAGACUCUAUAGGGGAUAAAACAGCACCAGGGGACGAAAUCAAACCUAGAGCUUCUACUUCUGUAAAUCCAGCGGUGCACUCAGGACACCUAGUUUCUAUGUUGUUCAUACCUAUAUAGCCUACAGAUCAAUAAGAAUCUGAUAUGAGGAUGCUUUCCUACUAGAAUGGAUGGUGAAACAUUGUGAUGUGAGAUUUAAACACAUCACAAUCAGAUACCAUACUGAUUCCUAAAGUCAUUGAUGGUAAUAAUGAAGAGUAAAAGUUGAUACUGUUCGUAUCUUAGACAUAGGAAAUGGACUGCUGAAGUGGUUAAUAGUAAAAGAUGGGACCCAAUACAAGUUGAAUGUUACAGUAACAAAUUAGAAUGUCUUUGACUGACCUGGGAGCAGACCAGACAAACAAACAUUUGUUUUCAUCCAUUUUCCAUGGGCAUCUUUUGGUAGCAAAUCCACCAGAGUGGUAUGUGUGCAUGUGAAUAUUUUUGAUUCCUGGCAUUACUUGAAUGUUUUGAACACCAAAGUGCAGUGGUUCAGCAGCUCCCUCAGUAGAGUACAUCAAUGGGCCACUUACAAGACUAUCCAGUGGUAGGGCAAUGUUAAGGGCAUUAAUACUAAGCUCCAUGCAUCUCCAGGGGCUUAGCUAAAGUGGUCCUUAUUGUACAUAGUAUUUUAAUGAGUGUAUUUGUGACACUCUAAAGGUGAUUUGGGUCUUAUAGAUCUAUGACAAGAGAAGUGAAUGUCGUGGUAGUCAGAUAAAUCCUUUACAGCGUGUUAUCUACAUUUCAGCUUUCAGUCAAGUUUCUGUGUCAUAAUGAUCAAUUUUCAGUAUUUUAAUGUUAUCACAAAGCCACUGACUGUAAAUAUGAACAUGCUCUUUGCAUUCUGUGUAGAUGAAAGGACUAUAUGGCUGCUCAGGCUUUAUAGGUUUUGAAAAAAAAGCAAAAAUGUAACAUUAAUCUGUACACACAAGCCGUAUGUGUUAAUUCAUCGUGGGUGUGUGUAUAUGUUCUGUGUGUGUAUCUGUUUUGUCUGCAGCAGUGUCAUUAUGCAAAAAGAAAACUGCAGAAAGAGAGACAGUGUGUGUGUGUGUGUGUGUGUGUGUGUGUGUGUGUGCAUGUUUGAGCCAGAGCUGAAUGAAUUAUCCUCUCCCUACACUCAGACCUUGGCAGACCUCCAAUUUCAAUCCACUCUGGAUAUUAGCGUCACAAAGUCUGUCACUUCAAACUUUGUCAUGGAAAAGAAGGGAUGGUCUUUCUAACUGCAUUGUCUGUAAAGGAUGUUUCACUGAAAUGACUGAAUGGCCCUCAAAACAAAUUAACACAUUUCUUUUAGCAGUGUAAUGAUUGAGAUGGCUUUAUAUUAUAACGACAUUAUGUGUUUAUAAGAGUGAGAGAAUGUGUGUGUGUGUGUGUGUCUGUGUGUGCGCGCGCACUGAAAGAUGCUGCAAGCUGCUAUAUUAAACAGGUUGUACAGUACUGUCUUAUGUACAUACAUAAUACAUUUUCUGUCAUCGUAUCCCAAUAUGCUAAAUGUUAAACCCAAUUUCAGCAAUUAUUUGAAAUGUUUUAUGAUGUCUGUCACUAUAUUAAAUGCCUUUUUUAUUCUAUGA
Micropterus salmoides (largemouth bass) is the source of this 3857-nucleotide messenger RNA. RefSeq names its product hepatocyte growth factor (gene hgfb). Gene Ontology annotation, biological process: proteolysis. Lineage: Eukaryota; Metazoa; Chordata; Actinopteri; Centrarchiformes; Centrarchidae. The record is from RefSeq and is a predicted model, not a curated record. Gene Ontology annotation, molecular function: serine-type endopeptidase activity; signaling receptor binding.